AAAAGAAAAGAAAAAAAGAUCCCGCAAAGACAAACUCUCCCGACCCACCCAGCAGCCCUUGAUCGCGUGUUCCUCGUGGCCCCGUGUGUGCCUGUCUGUGCCUGCUCGCUUUCACCACACCUCCACACCCCCGACCCCGUUGCAAAUAGGAUCCAUCCAACAAUGGCCGUCCAAAGCUACCUCGGUGGCAUCCUCGAAGAGCCCUCUAAGAUGAUGUCGCAGUCCAAAAUCCCCGGCCUCUCCGCCCUGCCCAGCUUCAUCCCCCACCGUGUCCGCAGGAAAUGGAGAGCCACGCGCUCGCGCAUACGCAGUCGCCAAUCGCCCACCUCGUCCAUCUCCUCGCUCGAAACCUCUUUCUCCCCCGCCGAUACCCUGCGGUCGCUGCGAACCCACCCGUGGUCCAUAUACGAUGGCCAGUACCUCAUCCUCGCCAUCGUCGCCAUCUUCUCGCUGUGCGUCAGCGAAGCCCCUGGCCCCUUCGCAAAGACCUUCGCCGCCGCUAUGCUCAUGGCUGGCCUGAUGAUGCCCAUAUCGCGCCAGUUCCUCCUGCCCUUUCUCCCCGCUCUCACAUGGCUGUUCCUGUUCUCCAGCUGCAAGUACAUCCCAGCAGAGUACAGACCCACCAUAUCUGUCCGUGUCCUCCCAGCGCUAGAAAACAUUCUGUACGGUGCCAACUUGAGCAAUAUCCUCUCCGCCCACAAGCACACAGUUUUGGAUAUCUUGGCUGUUAUUCCUUACGGUGUCAUCCACUAUGUGUCACCCAUCGUGGUCAGCGGCUGCAUGUUCAUCUGGGGCCCUCCCGGUACCAUGCCCAUCUGGGCACGCGCUUUUGGUUAUAUGAAUAUGACAGCCGUCAUUAUCCAGAUCAUCUUCCCUUGCGCUCCUCCGUGGUACGAGAACAACUACGGUCUCGCUCCCGCCAACUACUCCAUCCCCGGCGACGCUGCGGGCUUGAAGGCAAUCGACAAGUUGUUGGGUAUUGAUCUUUAUACCUCCACUUUCCACGCCUCACCCAUGGUCUUUGGUGCCAUGCCUUCCCUUCACUCCGGCUGGGCCACUCUUGAGACCCUUUUCAUGGGACACUGCUUCCCCAAGCUGUUCCCGGUCUACAUUUUCUACACCAUGUGGUUGUGGUGGUCCACCAUGUACCUCUCCCACCACUAUGCUGUUGAUCUAGUUGCAGGCAGUCUACUUGCUGGUAUUGCUUACUUCUGGGCUCGUGGUAAAUUCUUGCCCCGUGUUCAAGCCGACAAAGAGUUCCGCUGGGACUACGAGUACGUUGAGAUCGGCGACCCACAGGAUACCAGCUACAGCAUGCUCGACAUAUACGAAGAGUUCCACCCGCUUUCCGAUUCCGACGACUGGGCAAGCGGUUCUUCCUCGUCCUACUCCACCGGUGGCAGAAGCCCAUCUGCAGGUGCCAGAUCUCCUGUUGACGACGCACAAAGUUUGUGGGAUGGCGAAACCGUGGGAUCCGACAUUGAGCCAACUCGGUAG
Messenger RNA from Periconia digitata, 1497 nucleotides. NCBI's taxonomy places the organism in Eukaryota, Fungi, Ascomycota, Dothideomycetes, Pleosporales, Periconiaceae. The record is from the annotation of a GenBank genome assembly.